Molecule: messenger RNA, 2279 nt
Organism: Aplosporella prunicola CBS 121167
Lineage: Eukaryota; Fungi; Ascomycota; Dothideomycetes; Botryosphaeriales; Aplosporellaceae
Exons: 6
Coding region: 74-2014 (646 amino acids)
Biological process (GO): protein transport to vacuole involved in ubiquitin-dependent protein catabolic process via the multivesicular body sorting pathway
Cellular component (GO): ESCRT-0 complex
Molecular function (GO): ubiquitin binding; phosphatidylinositol binding
Source: RefSeq, a predicted model, not a curated record
CCUUCGUUUGCCGCACCCUCUUGAUACCCUCUUCUUUCUCUGAUACCCCCGCCUGUCUCACUCUCGCGCCGCCAUGUUCCGCGCGCAGCAAAACGCCUUUGACGAGGUCGUCGUCAGAGCCACCGACGAGAAUCUUACGAGCGAGAACUGGGAGUACAUACUCGAUGUUUGCGACAAGGUCGCCGCUACGGACAGCGGGGCCAAGGAUGUUGUCACCGCGCUGAUCAAGCGCCUGGCGCACCGCAAUGCGAACGUCCAGCUCUACACCCUCGAGCUUGCGAACGCUCUUUCCCAGAACUGCGGCCUGAAGAUGCACAAGGAACUCGCCUCCAGGAGCUUCACCGACGCCCUGUUGCGCCUGGCAAACGACAGAAACACCCACCAACAAGUCAAGGCCAAGAUCCUCGAGCGCAUGGGAGAAUGGACGGAGAUGUUCUCCAAGGACCCGGAUCUAGGCAUCAUGGAGCAAGCGUACAUGAGGCUUAAGACGCAGAACCCGAACCUCCGCCCGCCCUCGAAGCCGCAGAAGACACAGAUCACGCAGUCUGACCGCCAGAGGGAGGAGGACGAACUGCAGAUGGCGUUGGCACUGUCGAUCAAAGAUAGUCAGGUCCCCGCACCCUCCGCGGCCAAGUCCAACCAACCUCCAGCGGCCCAGAACGGCAGCGACCCCCAGCAGUCACAAGCUAUAGCAUCCGGCACCACGGCGGCCACUGUUUCUCGCGUUCGGGCACUCUUCGACUUCACACCUUCCGAACCAGGCGAGCUGGCGUUCCGCAAGGGAGACGUCAUUGCAGUUCUCGAGUCGGUGUACAAGGACUGGUGGAAGGGAUCUUUGCGUGGACAGACCGGCAUCUUCCCCCUGAACUACGUGGAGAAGCUGCAGGACCCGACCAAGGAAGAGCUGGAGAGGGAAGCACAGAUGGAGGCGGAGGUGUUUUCGGAAAUUCGCAAUGUGGAGAAGCUGUUGGCCUUGCUCAGCACGAGCUCCCAGGCCGACGCGAGAGACAACGAGGAGAUUACUUCUCUAUACCAUUCCACUGUGGCGAUACGGCCAAAGCUCAUCGAGUUAAUAGGGAAGUACUCGCAGAAGAAGGACGAUUUCACACAACUGAACGAGAAGUUCAUCAAAGCCCGGCGCGACUACGAAGCUCUCCUCGAAGCAUCAAUGUCACAAGCAGCACAACCGGCCUACGGCCGCCAACCCUACGGCUACAGCACCAGCAGCGGGCCCUACACCGGCGCGUACCCAGCGCAAACGGCGCCGCCGCCACCGCAAGACCCUCAACGCUUCUACUCGCCCGCGCCCGGCGAGCCAGCCUAUGGGUACCCGCCACAAAGCGGGCCACAGCCCUUCUACAUGAUGCCGACGAACCAGGUCGGCAGCCCCAAGCCCGGCGCCGCAGACCCCUACACCCAGCAGCGCAUCCCAUCGACGUCGGCCGCGGCCGCGCGCCCCCAGUCCAUCGCGACGUACCCGCAGGAGCUCGCGACAACGAGCUACGAAAGCCCGGUCGAGGCGACGCACCGGCCCUCGCUGCCCCAACAACAGCAGCAGCAACAACAACAGCCCUACGAAGCCUACCCCGCCCAAGCAGCCGGCGCCCCAGCAUCCGCACAGCCCGCCGCGGCGUACGCCGCUGUUGCCGCUGCCGCUGCCGCCGGCGCCGGCCCUCAUCGCCAGACCUCCUACGAUGGCCCAGGCUACCCGGCCGCGUCCGGCCCCCCUGGCCCCGCGGACCCGUAUGCGGCUGGCGUGGGCAGCCCGGCCCCCGGCGCCCUGGGCGCGGGGCCCUACAUGGCGUUUAACCAGAGCAGCGCGACGCUGCCGCCUGGUGGCGGUGGCGGUGGCGCGGGCGCGGGCCCUGCCGCGGGUGCAGGUGCGGGCUACCAGGCGUAUAAUCCUGGCGUGAUGGCGCAGCAGGGACAGGGGCCCGCAAGGAGGUUUAGUGGCGCUGCUGCUGCUGCUGCUGGGAUGGGGAGGGCUGAGGACGUGGACAGUUUUUAUCGGUAGGUAGGGGAGUGGUGCCUGGAGGAAGUGCGGGGGGUGGGGAUAGGCUAAGGCUAGACUGAGGAGUGAUGGGGACGGGAUGGGAUGGGGUGAUGGCAUGGAUGGGAUGAGUGAGGGAUACGGGCUAAGUUGUGAGUGAGGAGGGGUUAGUUAGUAUGUUAGUACCUUGGUAUGAUGUGGUAUCGCGGUUGCGGUGGUGGAGUAGGUGGGUGAUAGCGUAGGUACGCGUGCUUGCGUGCGUGCGUGCGCAGAUAAUAGAUAUGCCUCU